Messenger RNA from Phymastichus coffea, 6803 nucleotides. RefSeq lists its product as uncharacterized. Lineage: Eukaryota; Metazoa; Arthropoda; Insecta; Hymenoptera; Eulophidae. The transcript is spliced from 4 exons. Gene Ontology annotation, molecular function: peptidyl-prolyl cis-trans isomerase activity; zinc ion binding. The record is from RefSeq and is a predicted model, not a curated record. Gene Ontology annotation, biological process: protein peptidyl-prolyl isomerization.
ACUAACAUCUUCGAGAGCAUAAUUGUCGAGGCUUCGUAAUAUAUACACAUACGAUAAUCUCUUUCGCACGGUAGCAACAAACCGCGAAAGUGUUGCUCUCCUCUGCCUCUUGCUUGGCUUGCGCGCGCGCAGCAAAAAAAGAAGCCUACGUGAGAGAGCGACGCGUUAGCGCAGGCGCUGAGGAUAUAAAGUGGGCAACGACGACGGGAGAGAGAGCGAGCGAGAGAGAAAGACAGACUGCGCAUGUGUGCGUGUAGAGUUGCGCCAGGGAGCAGCAAGUAAGAGUGAAAGAGAGAGCACCGUUGGCUAGUGUGCUUGUAGUAGCGCGGCUAUCACAUCGUGGUCGUCGCCGUAGUCGUCGCCGUGAUCGUCGCCGUAGUCGUUGUUGUCGUCGUCGUCGUCGUUAGCGGCUGCAGCAGAUACAAACGAACAUCACGGAGCAGUCGAAGAUACAGCGGCUGCUGCUGCCGCGAGUGGCGUUGGAAACGCGCGCGCACGGCCUGCCGGAGAGGAGUCGUCUUGCCGCCGCGGCGCCAUGCCAGUAGCAGUGAUGCUGGAUCCGAACGUGUUGACGGACCUCGAGGAGCUGACUCUGUGCGGGUACUGCAAGCAAAAGUACAAUGACACCGAGCAGUGCCCGAAAUUUCUGAGCUGUAAGCAUUACUUUUGCUUGCGUUGCAUCGAGAACAACCUGCUCAAGGGUCGCGAACUGUUCUGCGCCCAUUGCUGGAAGAGAACGGAACUCGGCGACCAAGGGCCCGACGCCUUGCCCACCCACUCGCCAUUGCUCGCCCUUGCCAACAACUUCUCGCACCUGAAGGUCAGCCAAAACAAUGUCGCCGGACAGCCGACUCCACCGCCGCCACAGAAACCCAACGACAGGGAGAGAAAGAGCGAGAAUUGCCAUACCCACGGUAUGCCGCUGGCGCUCUGGUGCGGCACUUGUUGCACGGCGCUCUGCAGGGCCUGCGCUACGCCCCAGGAGCACCCCGGACACCAGAUUAAAUCACAGACUGAUGCCAAAGAACAACUCAAAUCGGAUGUUCAAAUGGAAUUGGCGGCGAUGAGCAAGCUCUCCACGGAAAUCAACCGGCUGCAGAUGCAACAGCGCGACUUUUUGAUGAAAGUCUUGGAGGCCUGUAUAACUCUGAAAGCCCACGUGGAGACGGACUUGCAGAACAGCGGCUGGAGCCACCCCGCCGAGGUAACAGAUGCGCGCGAGACCUUCGGUAAGGCCAAGACAUCGCUCCAAUUAUCCGACUGUCCCGCCGAAGUCUACUCCCUCCACACGGAGAUCAUGCUCGAGAAACAGAGACUACAGACCAAGUACCAGGAGAUGAUGCUGCAGUGCCAGCUCGACGAUCUGAUCGGCAAUUCUGGGGUGAUAUUCGAUUUCGCGCUGCUCAAACAGGCAGUCGCGGGAAUCCACUCGGGUGAGCCGCUGAUUGCCCAGCAGAUCGGCAACGGCGGUCGCCUGCCCAACCACGCGACUGCUUCGCAGAACCCUAUACUCUUCCUUGCCAACUACUGCAUGUCUCAGCUGUACUCGAGGCACGUACACGAGGCGACUACGCGAACCAAGCAACACUUGCAGAAUGGGUCGAUAGAGUACCACAUGCUGCCGCAAGUAGCGGGCGCCGUUCACGUGAGCCCCUCGGGAGCCACGGCGGCGCCGCCACCCUCCCAGCAGAGUCAGCCCCCGCAGGUUCAGCCGCAAGCCCAGCAACAACCGCCGCCGCCGCCACAGCAACAACAACUACUCAUAUCCCCGGGCUCGCCGUCUCUCAAGCCGAGCGUAGCCGCGCCCGUUCCCAAUGCUAUUCUCCAGCAGAGUGCGACAAGCUUCAUCAAUGCCGCCGAGGCCGCUGCUGUGGCCAAUAGUGCUGGGAUCGUAGGUAUGCAUUCGCCGCAGCAGGCUCCGGCAAAUCUUAGAGGACCAUCCAACCCCUAUCCUAUGUAUUACUUCAACAUCGAGGUGAACGGCUCACCCUACGGACGCAUCGUCAUCGAGGUGCGACCCGACGCUGCGCCCAAGAUGUCCAAGAAUUUCAGCGUACUCGCGACCGGCGAGAUUGGCUACGGUUACAAGGGCUGCACAAUCUUUCAGUGCUGGGAGGGCGAGAGUGUGAUUACCGGAGACUUUGAGCUGAACAACGGACGCGGCGGCAGGAGUAUCUUCGAUGAUGGAUACUUCAUGCCCGACGACACUAAGUUCCCGGCGGUCAGGGGAGCGGUAGGCAUGAGAAGAACGCAAAAGAGACACGACAAUCUCGGCAUGGUGGGCUCGCAGUUCCGCAUUAUACUCCAGGAAAUGAGAGGUUUCACGGGAAUUUUCGGCCACGUGGUCGAGGGUCUCGAUCUUAUCGAGACGAUUUCGACUUAUGGCGAUCAGACAGGCAAGCCCACCAAGACCAUCCUCAUUAACAAGUGCGGCAAGCUCUAACGAAGGCUCGAGCAUUACCAGUACUACCAUCACCAUCACCACCAGCAACACGAUGACAACAAUGGGUUCUUCGCCUUUUAGACGUUUUUUUUUUCUUUUCUUACUUCGCCUUUUUUCUGUUUUUCUCAUCACGUGGAAAAACGACGACGACUAUGCGUUCCCACGUGCUAUAAACUAAGUGAAUCGACAAGGGCGAGGGGUUCAAAAGACGAGGGUGUUCAACGAUGACGAAAGUUGAUGACUGUCAAACAAACAAAAAUGCGAUCAGUAGUUCAGGUCUUUUCGAAGAUUUUUCAAAGCUAUUUCCGUGUAAUCUCGCGCGUGCGUGCCGUAUUUGUCGAAUUAUUAUAUAUUAUUGCUAAGGGACCGGGUUACUUCAAGGGUUUGAGUCCAUAAUUUUUUUUGCUCUUCAUCGACUAAGUCGGGAGAGAAAAUUGUGUCGCGCGAGCAUUUUGAACGUUUAAACUCUCUAAAAAAAAAAAGUUACAAUCUAUUUUUAAAGCGUGAACGAGUUUAACGAAAAAGCUGAAGGAUAGCGAUAUUUCGGCGAUCGAUAUCAUCGCGAGAAACGUAAUUAUUGUGAGAUAUGAUGAAUAAGGGUGACAAAUGUCGAUAUUUUCCUAACGAAAGCGAGUCAAGUCUAUUCGUAACAAUUUAAUGUUGAUAAAGAAAACGAUACAUAUACACUAAAACGUACGCGCAUAUAUACGCAUAUAUAUAUAUAUGUAUAUAUAUACAUAUACAUAUAUACACUCAGAAGAGUUAGGGAGAAUAAAAGAAAUAAAAAUGGAAACAAACUUUUAUGUCUAAACGCGAACACCGCGAACCUUUUUGGACCGACGCAUAUACACGUACCUCAGAUCGAUGCGACUCCUAGUUAGAAAAAAAUUGCGAUAACUUGUUUUAGCUGUUGACGACGAGAAAAAGAUGAUAAAUUAUGAAAAAGCUAUACGUUAAGCUCCGAAGUUUAUUUUCGCUAUCGUGUGUGUACGUUGACAUUAUACGCGUAAUAGUUUAAACGUAUCUUCAUAAAAUUAACGAUGCAAGAAAAAUAAGAAAAAAAAUAUUAAAUGUCGUGCGUCAAGCGAUUAAAUGCAUGGAGUAGGCGCAAAUACCUCUUUGUUACUUUGAUCCGAUAGUUUUCUCAAGAAUGAAUUUUUUAAUUAUCAGUAAUAUUGAACAUUUCCAUAGAUAUCGAUAUUUUUAUUUUGUCAUUGGACCACAAUCAACUGAAAAUGGUGCAAUUAAUCACAACAGUUAAUAAUGUUCAAGAAGUAUAAUAGUUAUUUUAUAGCAUGAAUCGGAGGAAAAGACAAGGGUAUCAAAUUAACAAAUGGUAUUUGUGCUCCAGAACGCUAUUUAUAAUGGAUAAACGUAAGUAAAAUUGCUACCCAUAGAAGUUAAUCGUUAGAAGUACGAGGGAGUAAUAUGAGUUAUUAAGAUGACUAUUGCAAAUGAGAAAAAAAUAUACAUCAGGGAGAUCGAGCACACAAUACAUAUAUAUACAAAAGAUAUAUACAAUAUAUAUUAUAUAUAUUUUUAGACAGGACUUGUAUGUUUUUGGCCGAAAAAAUUGCAAUCGCGCGUAGCUCGGCGGAAGUCCGAGGAGCCGGUAUAUAAGAAACAAACCGAUAAAAUAGUUAAGCUAAGCUCGUAUAUCCUUCCAGAGGCAAGACAUGGAUUGAGAGAGCGCCAAGGGAGCAUAAAUAGAAAUAUAUAUAUUAAACUAAUGUGAUCAAUACGCAGCGAAAUAGUGCGUACGUAAUUUAGGUAGACAAAAAAAGUGUAUAACCGAAAUGAAACCCGUGAGAAAAGGAUGUUUGAACGUGUCGUCCCUACCGAUCAGCUCUCGAUCUAGUUUUGCUCUCCAUUAAACUAGCGAGCCUAUAAUGUUAUGACCGCGAAUAUAUAGAAGUGAUUAUUACAAAAAUGGAAAAAAAUUAAGAAACACAAUGAAGUUAGUAGAUUUCACUCAUUUACACACAUACAAAGCGGAAAAAAGCCAAGCGUUUGUAGGGCAAAACCACUAUUUAAUCACGUUCAAAGUAAGGCCUAAACUGAUAGACAGAUAGAAGAUUUACACAAUUAUACGCGUUUUUUUUUCUUCUUCGAGAGUGAACCAUAAUUAAAAACAAAAGAAAAAAAAUUGUCGUGUGUCUUUAGAGUGCAUGUUUCACGCAAGUGUGUCUCCGAGUUUAUUUAGCAUAGGUGCGAGUGAUGCUAAAAAAGAAAAAAAGGUAUACGUAGAUUGAACGCGCAAAAGACGCCCUUUUUGGGUCGAAAACAAGCCUCCUCGUCGAGAGAGUGAGACAAAUCUAUUAUACAUAAAAGUAAUGGUGUUGCGUUCAGCGAGAACAUUUUUUCUGAAUAGAUCUUGGUUGGAAAGCGAUUGAUGAAAAAGAAAAAUUAUGAUGUAUUCAUAAAUAUUGCAGACGCACGUGUACGAAAGUCUGCGUAUUUAACGAAAUCAUUCCUCGAUGCUGUAUAUCGAAAAUACUUCGAUUAUGUAAUAUGUUAUGUGCUAUUCAUAUGUAAAUCCUCGUAAACCCCGUCGUUAUUGUACUAUAUAUCACAAAAUACGAUUUAAACACAAAAUGACAAAAAAAGAUAAUAUUGUACAAGCAUAUUGAAGACGAUGAAGCGUUACACAAUAAACAAAACAAAGUAUAGAUAUGCCACACUGUAUACACGAGUACGUCGCGUUAUAGGCUGAACGAAAAAAAUUACAAAAAAAAAUGUGAGAGAGAAAGCGAGACAGAUACUACUGUUACACUACCUAUUCACUGUAUAUUACGAAUACAUAGAAAGCGCGUUUAAAAACGAUUGUAUCUAUUUAAGUGAACACAAUGAAGAGCCACCUUAAACAAAGUCUUGAGUAACGAAUGACCGCGUUGGUACAAAGAAGAAAUGUGAUUUGUUGUUUUGUGAUUGUGAAAGCCACGUAAUGUUUUGUAUCGUUUGAAGUAUUUGACAAAUAACAAAGGUUUUUUUCAACUUUUUUUGUCGGUAUCCAAUAGAGAGAAAGUUGAUCGUGUAAUUUUUCCUUGACAUUCCGUAAGAUAGUCUUCCAAUAAAAUUUAAGUUCAACCAACACACAAUUUUGUGAAGUAAUCUAUCUUGUCCAUUAGCGGAGCAACUUUUUGCCUCAUUAUUUCUUUCACGAUCACGUCAUAGUUUGACGAAACUAAAGGUAUAUAUGAACAUGUUUGCGAAUUUUCGAGUGCAAAAGCUUUUUGGCCUCAGGACGAGCUUCUAAGGUGGCUCAAAAAUGCCGUAUAAAAAAGAAAUAAAAAACACGUAUCGAUGCAAGCAUAUUCUCGCCGAGAGUAGUCGUAGAAAAAAAGAAAAAAUCGUCGUGAGAAAUGCGCCUUCUAAAGAAGAGAACCUCAUUCGAUGUUGAACUUAAAAGUUUUAACGCUGUUAAUUGUGUAUCUGACUAAAUGAUAAUUGUGUAUCUCGCGGCACUGUGAGCGAUUACGAUGAGUUUGCUUAUACGAAUGCAAAACGACGGAACAGAUGAGAACACAGAGAAAAACCUUUGUGUUGAAGUAACCGUUUUUAAGAUAAAUGUAAUUGUGCAAAAGCGCAACAUGAAAAGCGCAUAUAAAUAAAAAGUCUGUGUAAAAAAUGAUAAAAAAAAGCGUUGCUCGAAUAAUAAGUUUCUCUUCUUGAUUUAAAUAUUUCGUAUUAUAAACCACGAGAAAAAAAAAUGAUUCGCGUUAAACGACGAAAUAUUAUCAACUACGUGCACAGUUGUAUCCAAAAAAAACCACUGACGAUUAUUGUAACAUGUAACUCAAGACUCUCUUACUCACAGAAAAAGCUACAAAAAUUGAACUGUAAAAACAAAAGUUAAAUCCGAAAAAAUAAGCCACCUGUAUAUAUAUUUUUAUGAAGUUGACGAAGUAACGCAUAGCUUGUAAUAAAUAACGCGAUUUCGAAACCGUUUUCUCCUCUCUUACCGAAACACAACAAAUUCCUGUUCUUGGGUGGGACACGCGAAUUGUAAAGCGAUAAAAAGUAUACAUAUACUAUAUAUGAACGAAGUAACAAACUACAAAGAGCUUUACUUUACACGUAUUUUCGUCUUUCUUUUCUCAAUAAAAAAAAAUUGCUUGUUUUCUACUCUCCGGCGAAUCACGAGAGUAUUACGAUGACCGUAAUUAUUAUAUUAUACUUUUUGUUCCUGACCUUACGAUUAUAGGUCGACUCUAUAAGCUAACGUGUGAACGCCAGUGGAGCGCAUAUUCGGUACGAAUUAGUUAUUUAAUUGCGAUUCAAGUGUACGCUCGUUACCCAAGUUACUGUACUUUUAGAUCGUCAAUUUUCAGUUAUUAAUUCAUUUCUUCGUGCAAACAAA